This is a messenger RNA of Lachnellula hyalina, 1563 nucleotides long. Its product is annotated as Cytochrome P450 monooxygenase. Gene Ontology annotation, molecular function: iron ion binding; heme binding; monooxygenase activity. Bases 1 to 1563 code for a protein of 520 amino acids. The transcript is spliced from 6 exons. NCBI's taxonomy places the organism in Eukaryota, Fungi, Ascomycota, Leotiomycetes, Helotiales, Lachnaceae. The record is from RefSeq and is a predicted model, not a curated record.
AUGACCUUAUCAUCUGUCACCCGUGACCUCAAGUCGUCGCUGUCCUUUUCCUGGACCUCUUGUGCUAUCACAGCUCUUGGGGCAUGGAUUCUGGGACUUGCCACGCUUGCAGUCUACCGUCUCUACCUCAGUCCUCUAUCCAAAUUCCCAGGCCCGAAAUUGGCAGCUCUUUCAAAAUGGUACGAAGCUUACUACGAACUUGUCCGUAUUGGCAAAUUCUCCCGCGAGAUUGACAGAAUGCACGACGUCUAUGGUCCUAUUGUCCGAGUAACACCCUACGAAGUUCACAUCAAGGACAGCCAGUUCUACAAUGGAUUCUACGGGUAUCGCGAUAUCGAAAAACACGGCUGGGAUGUGAAGAUAGGCAACGGAAACUCCAUCUUGACCACAGUCCAUAGCGAUGUUCAUCGUCGUCGUCGUGCAGCUCUGAAUCCAAUGUUCUCAAGACGAUCAGUCAUGAAUUUGGUACCGGUUAUACACGAAAAACUCGAGCUCCUCUGCAAACAAUUUGAUGAAUAUGUAGAAAGUCACAAACCGGUUAAUUUAACUAAGGCAUUUCCUGCUCUGACGGGCGAUAUCAUGAUGGAGUACUUUUUCGGCUUUACAUACAGUCAUGUCGAGUCCCCUGGAUUCUUGUCGUUCCAUGAAGCAUACCUGGGGUUUAUAUCAUCUGGCCACAUUGCAACACAAUUUCCCUGGUUCCUUCCUCUCAUGGACUCUAUUCCCGACUCAAUUGUCAUGAGAUUCUUCCCACUGCUAUCAAGCCUGAUUCGGUUAAAACAGGACCAAUGGAAUCUGGUAGGACGCUCUAUCAAGGGCGAAACUACCAACGAAAGCUCUCGUCAUACGAUAAUCGACCAUAUGCUCCAAAGCGACCUCCCGCCCUCGGACUUAACCCAAAAACGCAUCACCGACGAAGCACAAGUCAUAAUGGCAGCCGGCGUUGAAACAAGCUCCAUCUGCCUGGCCGUCGGCACAUUCCACAUCGUCAACACGCCCCACAUCGCCACGCGUCUCCACAAGGAGCUCGUGCACGCCUUCCCACCCAACAAUGCCAAUCGCCGGUACAUCCCCGAACUUCUCGAACUCGAGAAACUGCCCUAUCUCAAAGCGUGUAUCCAGGAAGCACUCAGGCUGUCGUACGGCAUAUCCUCGCGCAAUCCGCGGGUUUACGCUGAUAGGGAGCUGAGGUACAAGGAGUGGACUAUCCCAGCUGGCACCCAGGUCGCGAUGACCGCUGUUGAUGUCUGUCAUGAUGAGGCUAUCUUUCCGGAUUCGCAUUCCUUUAUCCCUGAGCGAUGGCUGGAAAAUUCGAAGACGCACGAUGGUGAGUCUCUUGAGCACUAUCUGGUUACGUUUGGUCGUGGCCCCAGAUCGUGUAUUGGAAUCAACGUUGCUUUGAGUGAGAUCACCAUGACACUGGGCACCAUGUUCCGUUGGUACAAACUCGACUUGUACGAAUCGGACAUCACGGAUGUUCGAUACGAGCAUGACUGGCAUUUGCCCGUCCCUCGAUUGGACAGCCUAGGCCUCCGACUCACUAUGACCAAAGUUGACAAUUGA